Symbiodinium necroappetens is the source of this 1488-nucleotide messenger RNA. NCBI's taxonomy places the organism in Eukaryota, Dinophyceae, Suessiales, Symbiodiniaceae. The record is from the annotation of a GenBank genome assembly.
AUGUUGUCUCAACUUGCGGCCCUCUGUGAGCUUGAUGAACAGGCGGCUCAUUUUCCGUGGAGAAGCUGCGCGGCAAUGAGUGCCGGUGCACGCGCAGAGACUCUGUCGGCAAUGCGACAGGAGUGGAGUUUCUGCAAUCGCUUCAUUGACACCUUGCAACCUGGGAGUCAGCUGCACACCCAACUGGGCGUCACACGGUACCAGCCGUACAGGGACCUGAUGAUCAAAGCAGAGUCCUUCGACUUUGAUGCCUCCCGAAUGAGCGAGCAGCAAAGCGCUGGCUUUCGUGAGACUGUGGCAGCCUUCUGCGGCUGCACUGGUGCAAACUCAGAUGCACUGUUAUCGUCAUUACCUUCAGAAUUGGCGUUUAACGACGUGCGUGACUGUGCACGCCGUGGGCAAAAGUCCGAGACAUCGGAUAUCAUCAACCUUCACGCCAUUGGAGUCAAGAGCUGCACGAAGCGACCCAGUGGGUGCGAGACGCUGGAGCUGACAACCGCCGACUGGCAGAAGCCACUGCGAGGCAAGGGCAUCAAAUGUCGAGUGCACAAUGCCCUCAAGUGCACAGAUGCAGAAUUGGGCGUCAGCGCAGAAGGGCUCACGCGACAUAAGAGCAACCGGGCUCUGACAAAGCCACACGUGUUUCACCAACGACUGCGGCUGCUGAAGCUGCUUCAGAGACGCUGGGAAAACUGCACCGGAGAUGACGAUGAACGACACGAACACGUCGUGCAAGGUUUCAAGCUGAUGUGGAGCUGCCGCCUGGUUCCUCGAGGCAGCUUUCUUCAGUGGACCGCAAGCAGAUCCGAAGAUGUGAGACAGCUGGUGCUGUCCUCGGGACCCCAUGGAGUCCUGCUUCUGCCGUUGAAAGCUGUUCGGGAUGAGGACUCCGAAUGCUUUUCCAUCUCGGAAUACAAGGUGCCGCGCGAGCUCGUGGAAGUGGGCCCUGUCGACAAAGCAGAAGUAGCUCUCGCUGCUGUGACCCUGGACAAGCAUGGGAAACUGGCUUGGAAACAGUCAACACCGUUCAUGUCGUUGCCCGAGUUCGUGGCAGACCAUACGAUCUUGGAAGUACAGGCGUCCUUGCUGUGCUCGCUGUGCUCCGCCAUGAAGCUGAAGGGUCACUCAAAGCUGUCCCAUCGCAGACGAGUGGAAGCGUUCUUGCAAGAAUUGGGCAGAAGUCAAGACUACAUCACAGGCAUCUUGGAAGAACUCCCCGAGAAAGAGGCCCCCGAUGCUGAAGAGGAUGAGCGCCUCGAAGGCCAGACAGACGACGAGGAGGAAGAGGACCUUAUGCAGGACCUACAUGAGCAGGAAGCGGAGGAGGACGAAAAGCAGGAAGAAACCGAGCCGCCGGUUCCGGCUGCCGCACAAGGAGCCGCAGAGGAAGGGAUUCCAGGGAAUGCUGGCCAGGCAGAGCGUGCCGAAGCCCCUGGCUUGCGGGAUGUCGACAUGCCAGAGGCAGAAGAUGAUGCUGGUGGUGCUGCU